CCCUGGGGGGAGCUUGCAGCAAGUUGGCAGUCGGUGGUGGAGAAUGGCUGCGUCUCUUCACAUCCCUCAAAAUGAACUUUCCGAAGUCGACAUCUCCAGUGGAAAUGACAGCUUCGCGGUUGGUUCUAACUCGAGCGGGAUGUCCGGCUUCCAGCAGUGGAUGCAGAUCACCGAUCCCCAGAGAACAGCGCAAGGCCCCUGUCUGCCAAAGAACAGCGAAGCCAUUCCCCUCUCUCCGGUGUCACCCUCAACGUUAAUGCCAACGCAGCACUGGACGAAAGGGGCGAAUGCCACGGAAAAAGCGGCGAGAGCCCUAUAUAGUGGCGGAGGCAGGGACAGCCGGCCUGGAACAGCGAGUAUCGCUUGCAAGCGAACUUCAUCCAUUGUGGACGGCCUGUUGAUCGAACUGUAUGAUUCCUGCGCUUACAGCAGCAGAAGCAUUGACAGCGUGGAUAGUUCAACGGAGACCUCCAGCUCAGAUGCUUUUCUGGGAAGGAGUAAUUCUGGAUCUAUGUUCUUGCAAGAAUUUCAGGAACAGUACACAACAAAACAUCAGAUGCUGUACCUGGCACAGAAAGAUGUAAAUGAACUUAAGCGAAUUAUUGAAGAGCUGAAAUACAGAAUCGCCGUCCAAUCUGCAAAACUGGUUCGUCAAUUAAGGAGAAAAGACAACCUUUCACACAAAGUACAGAAGAAUAGUGAUAUUGUGACAGCAUGUUUGCAAGCAGUUUCACAGAAAAGGCGAGUGGACACAAAGCUGAAAUUUACCAUCCAACCAUCCAUGAACAAGCAUGGCUUCCAGCAGUGGUAUGAUGCUCUGAAAGCUGUUGCUAGGUUACCCACAGGAAUUCCAAAGGACUGGAGGAAAAGAGUUUGGCUGACUCUAGCAGAUCAGUACUUGCACAGUAUCUCAAUUGACUGGGAGAAAACUAUGCGUUUUGCUUUCAAUGAUAGAAGCAACCCCGAUGAUGAUUCUAUGGGCAUUCAAAUAGUGAAGGAUCUUCACAGAACAGGUUGCAGUUCUUACUGUGGGCAGGAGGCUGAGCAGGAUCGUGUGAUGCUGAAGCGAGUUCUUCUUGCAUAUGCUCGCUGGAACAAAUUUGUAGGCUAUUGCCAAGGUUUCAAUGUACUUGCUGCACUCAUACUGGAAGUGGUGGAAGGGAAUGAAGGAGACGCAUUGAAGGUUAUGAUUUACUUAAUUGACAAAGUACUCCCUGAGAGCUAUUUUGCCAAUAAUUUACGUGCGUUAUCAGUUGAUAUGGCUGUUUUUCGAGAUCUUCUGCGGAUAAAAUUACCCGAACUUUCCCAGUAUCUUGAUAAUCUUCAGAAAGGUGCCAAUAAGGAAAGUGCAGGUAAUUAUGAGCCUCCCCUGACGAAUGUGUUCACCAUGCAAUGGUUCCUAACUUUGUUUGCAACAUGCCUUCCUAAUCAUACUGUGCUACGAAUCUGGGAUUCUGUGUUCUUUGAAGGAUCUGAGGUGAUUCUACGAGUAGCCUUGGCAAUCUGGGCCAAACUUGGAGAAAGAAUCGAAAGCUGCCAAAGUGCAGAUGAAUUCUACUGCACCAUGGGAACACUGACUCAAGAGAUGCUGGAAGAUAGUCUGAUUGAUUGUAAUGAGCUGAUGCAGACUCUUUAUUCAAUGGCACCAUUUCCCUUUCCACAACUGGCUGAACUGAGAGAGAAAUACACUUAUAAUAUCAAUCCAUUUCCGGCCCCUGUCAAGUCUUCAGAGUCACAACGAACUCUCGGUAAAACAAAAGACAGUGAUGACGAGCUUGAUUUGGAUGAUGAUGAUGUAACAGCUUCUGCAAUUGGCUGCCUGGGACCAUUCAGUCUACUCGUACCAGAAUUGCAGAAAUAUCAAAAACAAGACAAAGAUCAGCAAGAUGAACAAAUCCUGAAGUCGAGCAACAUAGCCGAGCUCAGCCCUGGGGCGAUUGAUGCAAGCCGCAGUGAGCACCACUCUGUCUUUAACAGCAUGAUGAUGGAACGCAUGACAACUGAUAUCAAUGCAUUGAAACGACAGUACAUUAGGAUGAAGAAGAGGCAACAGCAACAACAAGCCCAUCUCAUCUUCAUUAAAGCAGGAACAGAAGAUGAAAUUAAUCCUGGGAUCAUCCCAGAUCCUAGGAACAAGCUGAAUAAUGCUAUUGAAAGAAGUGAAGGGCCAGUCAGCACCAUUCUCCCAUCACAGACCAAUCAGACUCCAAUGAUGAACCACUUACUUCUAGGGAAGAAAUUGAGAACUACUAACAGAAUCACCAGGAAUGCUGUAAUUCAUGUCCCUGGGCCAAAAACCUCACAGGAUGACAUGAAGUCGAAGCUCAAUUCUCCAUGGCGCACUCACAUUCGAGUUCAUCGGAAAAACCUAGCAAGGACCAAGAACCAGCUGAGCUACGGUGAUACCAUAGGACUAAUGGAGGAUCACAGUGACAUUAUGAAACGGAAAAGUAAUAAACCAGUAGAAGAAUCAUCUCUUAGCUCAACAGAAAACAAUGAAGCUGACAAGAAAAGUACCGAGGAUCGAAUAUCAGCACAAGCAGAUGGACAAUCUUCUGAUCCAGUUUACAGAGAUGCUAACGGCAAUGUCAAUGUAGUUCAGCACCAGCUAAAAAAACUAGACUUAAGCCCGACUGACACAACUGCAACUGAGCCUCCCAGUCCAUCACCAAGCCAAAGGUGCUCAUCUGAUUCUUCAGAUUCCGAGAAAGGAAUUUCGGAUCUAGGGCACAGAACUAGCACUUUGAAGAUUCAGACAUUCAACCCUUUUCCUAGUGUUAAACCUCCUAGAAAAUCAGCAGCAGCAAGAAAUUUAGGACUGUAUGGGCCAACUGAAAGGACCCCAACAGUCCAUUUUCCCCAUAUGAGCAAAAAGGUUAACAGCACCGGAAACAACAAACUAAAGGGGACCAGGAAAGAAUAAAUAAAUUAGAAUAAUUCUGUAAUGAUCAUUUUGGUAAUAAUUUAUUCUUAAAUUAAUAUGUUAAGACUUUUUUAAUUAUGUGCAAUGUUAGAAAACCUACUUUCUGCAAAUAACAGUUUUAAAAAAGUGGUUUGACAACCUAAGGUCAAAUUUUAAAGUAUUGUUGUAUGAAAUACAUUUUCCAGAAAUUGAAGACCAAUGUUAGAUGCACCUAAUGUGAUAUUUAUGGGCAACUGAAGGAAAACAAAACAAAGCAUGAAAGGUGAUGUAGUAUGAAAAGAUCUAAAAUUCUCAU
Messenger RNA from Stegostoma tigrinum, 3218 nucleotides. It is a transcript of the gene tbc1d30, whose product is annotated as TBC1 domain family, member 30. The transcript is spliced from 14 exons. The coding region runs from base 44 to 2923 and encodes 959 amino acids. The record is from RefSeq and is a predicted model, not a curated record. Gene Ontology annotation, cellular component: endoplasmic reticulum. Lineage: Eukaryota; Metazoa; Chordata; Chondrichthyes; Orectolobiformes; Stegostomatidae.